This is a messenger RNA of Nannizzia gypsea CBS 118893, 1509 nucleotides long. RefSeq lists its product as hypothetical. The record is from RefSeq and is a predicted model, not a curated record. Gene Ontology annotation, molecular function: SNARE binding. Gene Ontology annotation, cellular component: lytic vacuole; endosome. The transcript is spliced from 2 exons. The coding region runs from base 1 to 1509 and encodes 502 amino acids. NCBI's taxonomy places the organism in Eukaryota, Fungi, Ascomycota, Eurotiomycetes, Onygenales, Arthrodermataceae. Gene Ontology annotation, biological process: SNARE complex assembly.
AUGGGUUGCCACGUAUGUUCGCAGCCGCCCAGUUCACGGCUGGGGUUUUACUGCCCAACCUGCGCCCGCAACCAGCUAUACGGCCUCCGAUACAACCAUGCGAGAGUGCUGCUAGACAAGGAUGCAGCAGGAGCGCAGAUCGAAGCGUCGAUAGAGAAGAAUACGCGAGAGAACGCAGAGAUACUGGGCGGUGGUGAUAUUCUGCGAUUAUCUGAAGAUGUUGGUGGAGCUGAGCCGGAGCCGUCAAGGCUGUUGAUUCAGACCAAGCGCACGGCUAUAUCACAGUCUGCUGGCCGGACAGAGGAUAUACGGUCUCACAUAUCUACGCUGGAGAAGGAGAUUGCAGAUGGGAAGAAGGAGAUUGCUAGGCGGCGGGCGGUUCUGGCUCAGCGGCGGUCUGAUGCAGAAUCGGCUAACUAUGAGGUGACAAGCCGACGGGCUCGGGCUUUGACAACAGUCCAGAAGAGCAUCAAAGCGAAGGAGAAGCAAUGGAACAGCGUGCACGAAAAGGCGGUAGAGUCACGGGUGUUCCUUAGCAGAGAGGUAGCCAGCCUUUUCGGCUUCCGUCAACGAACGAGGCGGAAGAGAGGGGACUUGACAAACCAGUUCUCCAUCGGAGGCGUCAAUAUCGUCGACCUUCGCCAGAUGAAUAGUGCAAAUCCUGCGCAUAUAACUGCGUCUCUGGGCAAUCUCGCCCGAAUGGUAAUGCUGGUAUCCCAUUAUCUUGGCCUAAGACUGCCCGCAGAAGUAGUGGUGCCUCACCGCGGCCACCCUUUACCGGCUGUCUACACACUCUCAUCAUCCUACAUGCCACGCCGACAGGACUCCCUUGGCUCUUCGCCUAACUUCUCCCCUACCCAAUCAUUGCACAACCCUCGAAGCGCAGAGGCCAUGCUCUUCCCGCGCCCUCGACCGCUCUUUAUCGACCGGACUCUGCCCAAGCUAGCCAAGGAAGACCCCACGGGCUACGCACUGUUUAUCGAAGGCGUGGCAUUACUGGCAUGGGAUGUAUCCUGGCUAUGUCGAACGCAGGGCCUACAUCUAGGCUCAGAGUCAUGGGAAGAUGUCUGUGAUAUUGGCCGGAACCUCUGGCAACUGCUGGUUGCUCCGGAGCCACUACUCAAAGCCCUGGCAAGUGACCAAGCAAACAAUGAUACGAAAGUAAAUGGAAACGCAAACGCAAACACAAACACAAAUGCAAAUGCGCAUGAGAAUGAGAAUGAGAACGAGAGUGGAAAUGGGAACGGCUUACGAAGAGUUCGAUCUAUGCCUAUACUCGGCCACUUCUCGCAUGGUUCAGCACAUACCUUCCUCGGCUCAUGGGAAGGAGUGGAAUUCAUGAAGACAUGGAAGUUGCCAUCUCCCGUGAAGAUAGCAGAUAAGUUGAAAUCCACCUUACUAGGCGAGAUGGCGAAUGCAGAGUGGGAGUUACUGGCAGAGGGAGAGUGGGAGGAAGAAGGCGGGCAGGGACAGACUGCCGAUAAAGAAGAGGUGGUUCUGCUCGAGUGA